Messenger RNA from Eremothecium sinecaudum, 1839 nucleotides. RefSeq names its product zinc-coordinating transcription factor SFP1 (gene SFP1). Gene Ontology annotation, cellular component: nucleus. The transcript has a single exon. The record is from RefSeq and is a predicted model, not a curated record. The coding region runs from base 1 to 1839 and encodes 612 amino acids. NCBI's taxonomy places the organism in Eukaryota, Fungi, Ascomycota, Saccharomycetes, Saccharomycetales, Saccharomycetaceae.
AUGGAUGUGACAACGGAGGCGUCUACAACGCCUAGUAUCUAUAUUACUGAGGCGCAGCAAAGGCGCCAGUCAGCUGGUGGUCAUCAGUCUCAUCAGCUGCAACAUCACCUUGGUGCGCAGCAUCAACAUCAGAUGGCUAAAUAUCGAAGGGACUCUAUAGCCCACUCCCAGGGUAUUGGUGGAGUGUCGUGGGGGUCCCUAACUGUCGGCUCGUGGCUGAAAGAAGAGGUUAUGAAUCAUGCCCAUAUGAAGGACCCGACCAAUGGCAAUAUUACUCCUAACAAUAUGGUCGCCCUUUCUUCGCCGCCAUCAUCAUCAGGCUCAUACUUGCCUAACUUGGAAAAACAGUAUUGUAAGGAUUACAGCUGUUGUGGACAGCUGUUACCUGGACUACAUGACCUUCUUAGACACUACGAAGAAGCGCAUAUUGCGACUUCGCCAUGGCACCUCUCGAUAGUCGAGGGUUCCGGGAACCCCGUAGGGAAUGUCGCUGCUGCUUCGGGUUUGCAGCAUGGUGCCGCUGCAGGUAGAAAGAAAAUGCCCGGUAUACAGCAGCAGCAUGGCCAGCAACAGGGUCAGCAGCAUCAUUCUGGUAACGGAGUACAGAAUUCUCAGAAUAGUGCCAUGCAUCACUCGGAAAAUAGCCAGCAUUCACAAAACCAUCACCAUAUUCAGCAGCAAUUUCACAGCAACAAUAUUCGUCAUCUACAAUUGCAGCACCAAGUGCAAAUACCGAACCAUCAUCCAGCUAUAACAGCGUCUACUCAGAUGCAACACCAACCUAACCUGCAGUCAGUGCAACAGCUGCUGCAUUUGAGCGGUAACUUAGUAGAUGCAGUUUCUACUAACGAAGUAUUCUUGCAAAAUAACAAGGUCGCCGGCAAUGGCACAGUCACAAUGACAUCCACAGUAGGCGGCGACUUGUCCGCCCAAAAUGGCGCUAAGCUUGACAUGAAUUCGGCUGGGAAACGCACUGCCGUUAUUCAACCAAGGGGUAAUCGUAAACAGCAGCCUUCUCAGCAAGUGAAUUUCAGCAACUAUUCACUGCAGAUGAAUUCUGCUAAUUCAACGAAUAUGGGUAACUUACAGAAUUCAGGUCAGUCAAGGUUGACUGAGAAGAGACAGGCUAUGGGCUCCGCAGCAGCCGGUAUAGACCUUGAUUUCAUGGACCAGGAUGUCAUCGAUGAGUUUCAUCAGGAUGGCCCUUCAACCUUGAUGGCUAUGCAACAUAUGGGCCUCUUAGUAGACGGUUCUUCAGUAGGUAGGAACGGUACGAUGCAUUCGCAGCCCGGAACUAACCUUGCGUCCAUGAUGAAGAAAAAAAAUGGUCGUACAAUUAAUAAUGGUUCUGCAGGCUCCUCGAAUGUGCUUUCGAACAAAAGAUCUGCAAAUGGUUCCAUAACCCCGGGUGGUCGUCACAACAUGAGCAGUGAUGACGAAGAUGACGAAGAUGAUGACGAAGACCAAGAUGAGGAUGUUGAUGAAAACGAGCCAAAUGGUAUGUCUAGAAAACAACAAGGUUACAUCGACGAUCCUGCUCGGCGACUUUAUAUUAUGGGCCACGAAGAACAUAAGCCAUUUAAAUGUCCAGUCAUAGGAUGUGAUAAAACUUAUAAAAAUCAGAAUGGCCUAAAGUAUCAUAAGACCCACGGCCACCAGAACCAAAAAUUGCAUGAAAAUCCAGACGGAACUUUUAGCAUAAUCGAUCCAGAGUCUAAUGAGCCGUAUCCUGAUGGUAUGGGCUUUGAGAAGGAUAAACCAUAUCGUUGUGAGGUUUGCGGUAAACGUUACAAGAACCUAAACGGAUUAAAGUACCACAGAGGGCACUCCACUCACUGA